Molecule: messenger RNA, 2485 nt
Organism: Chrysoperla carnea
Lineage: Eukaryota; Metazoa; Arthropoda; Insecta; Neuroptera; Chrysopidae
Gene: CysRS-m
Product: probable cysteine--tRNA ligase, mitochondrial
Exons: 4
Coding region: 233-1813 (526 amino acids)
Biological process (GO): cysteinyl-tRNA aminoacylation
Cellular component (GO): cytoplasm
Molecular function (GO): ATP binding; cysteine-tRNA ligase activity
Source: RefSeq, a predicted model, not a curated record
UUUGUCUAGGGGUAUCACCUUUUCUACAUCUAACAGCAUUUUUGACAUUAUAUCGAUAUAUCUUACAAGUUACAAAAAUUGUUUUUACACAAAAUGGAACAAACUUUUUCAAUGUUUUUAAAUCUAAUAAUGUCAUUUCGCGAUAUAAAUCAAAAACACGAAGUAUGAGCUAAAAGUAAAUAAAAUUUUUAGGUUAUGGGUAUAAAUUUAAUGUAAUUUAUAAAUAAAAAAAAUGUUAUUAAACCAAAGUAAAAUAUUUCUACGGGUAGGGAAAUCACAUAUAAAACGUAAAUUAUCACGCUGGAUAGAACCACACGGUGAAAAAACAAAUAUUAACAUAUAUAACUGUGUGGCAAAGAAAAAAGUUCCACUCAUAGUGAAAAAUAAACAUUUUAUAACUUGGUACACUUGUGGGCCAACGGUGUAUAGUCCGGCUCAUAUUGGGCAUGCAUGCACAUAUAUUCGACUGGAUACAAUUCAAAAUAUUUUAAAAAGAUUUUUUAAUUAUAACAUAGUGUCUGUCGUAAAUAUAACAGAUAUCGAUGAUAAAAUUAUUCAACGAUGUACGGAUUCAUCUUUAAAGGAAUUUACGCGACGUCAUGAAAAUGAAUUUUGGGAUGAUAUGAAACAGGUGGGUGUACAAAAACCAAGUAUCAUUUUACGAGUAACCGAAUGUAUACCACAAAUAAUAAAUUUUAUUGAAAAACUAAUUGAAACAGAACGUGCUUAUGUAACUCGAAACAGUAACGUGUAUUUUGAUUUAACAAAAUAUGCCAAUUAUUCUAAGUUACAAAAUAUUAGUUCAAAUAUGCAUAUAACUGACUUACAUGAAUUGGAUAAAAGAUCCACAGGAGAUUUUGCGUUAUGGAAGGGAGCUAAGCCAUCUGAACCGUAUUGGGAAUCACCAUGGGGACGUGGACGUCCUGGUUGGCAUAUUGAAUGUUCUGUUUUAGGCACAAUUGCAUUUGGAAAUAGUAUAGACAUCCAUGCUGGAGGUAUGGAUUUAAGAUUUCCACAUCACGAGAAUGAAGAAGCACAAUCAUGUUGCUAUCACAGUGUAGAUCAAUGGGUCAACUAUUGGAUUCAUACAGGCUCAUUGAAUUUACCAAAUUCAGAAAAAAUGUCGAAAUCUUUAGGCAAUACAAUUAGAAUAUCGGAUCUCUUAGAGAAAUAUACAGCAAAUGAAUUUCGUAUCGCAUGUUUAAUUUCACAUUAUCGAGAUCGUAUAGAAUUCAGUGCAGAUCGUAUGGUCACAGCAAAAGCAUUAUAUGAAAAAUUCUUAACAUUUAUAAAUUUUUGUGAUCGAUUUCAUAAGAAUAGUUUACUGUGUACAAAUGAAGAUCGACAUUUAUUAGAAUUUAACUUAAAACAUUCAUAUAUUACAAUCGUAAAAGCUUUCGAAGAUGAUUUCGAUACACCAAAAGUAUUUAAUACGUUAAUGAAUAUGAUGUCGUACACGUAUACAACAUUAAAUAAAUCACAAUCAAAACGACAAACUGAUGAUUUAUAUAGAAAUGUGGAUAUUAUUUUAGCAGAAAAAAAUUUUAUUCUAAAUAUUUUAGAUGUAUUUGGUAUUAAUCUCGACGUUAAAUAUGAAAGUAACAUAAAUCUAUCCCGAUUCGAGGAUAUUAUAGAUAUGUGUACUGAAUUUAGACGAGAUGUACGUCAAGUCGCUAUUGAAAAACCAGUGGAACCUUAUCAAAUUUUAUUUCAAUUAUGUGAUAAACUACGUGGAAAUUUAGCUAAAAGCGGUAUUCAGUUACGUGAUGAAAAAGACCGAAGUACUUGGGUUGAUUUUCGAAAAAAAAUAUAAAAUAUUUAUAAGUUUAUGUUUGUUCCAGUUUUCGAAAAUAGACAUUGCUUGUUUUAUUUGAAAUAGACAAUCAAUUAUCACAACGUAUCAGUGGCGAAUUUAGGUGUUUUGACGCUCCAGGCUGAUGAAGACCAUGUCGCUCAUAUCGAGGGAAGCUAAGCCGUUUAGUCCAUCUUCAGACAUUGUCCAUCUAAAAUGUUUUGAGACGACGCAAAGUUGAAAAGUAGCGUUCAUUUAUCGCUGUUUGAUUCGUGCAUUUGGUAAAAAUUUGCAAACGCAUCUUCAUUGCAAAUAUCGAGUACUCCGAGUGCAUUUUGGACAUCCGAUUCGUCAAUGUUGAGUUCAAAAGUUGAGCGCAAGAUUUUUCAUUUUAUUAAAUGUGAUUAUCCCUCCGUGAACCAUAAAUUUCAAACGACCAAAAAACCAUUGAACAUCUAUCUCGAAGGCUUUAUUUCAAAAUUUAACUUAAUUUUUAAAUUAUGCGAAAUUUAUAAUUUGAUUUUUUUUAGUUUUAAAAAUUUGCCUCCAUUAAAACUUGUCGCUGUCUGUAGUCUAUCAGCCCAGCUAGUGGGUACCUUAAUCCGCCACUAGAACGUACAUCAAAGAACUCGAAAAAAUUCGAAUCGGGUAUUGGAACAUAUAUUUUAUUAUUUAAUUGUGUAUGUAUAUUGA